AAAAACCCCUCUUCUUACAACACUUUGAAGAAGUCUAGUGUCUGCUUGAACGGCUGUCUGGAUUUAAUAAAUGGGUCAAAAGAAGAUGUGCAGUGGUGUUGUUUCUCCCAGCCUACCAACAUCACCUCUGUCUUGGCUGAGCCUCGAUCCAGACAUCUUUCUCUCUUCCAUGCCUCAAUCUCCACUAGACACUGGACAGCAGCCUGGCAUCUAUACAAUUAUUCCAGUCAAAGAAACUCAGUUCCUAAUAUUCAAAUGCCUUUUUACUGAAGUUGAGGGUGACCGCAACAGAACAGAAUACCUACUUCCUCUUUGCCUGAUGCUUCAUUUUUCUGUAUUGGCACUCUGAGGAUACCAGAACUGUUCUCACCAAUUCUUUUCUCAUCAGAAGCACAUCUCCAAAAUGAAUGAGGUAGAACUCAACUACACAGAAUAUCCAAACUAUUCAUUUGAUUAUGAUCAAAUUGCAACACCAUGUGACAAGGGGGAAGUCAGAAACUUCACAAAAGUAUUUUUGCCAAUUGCAUACUCAAUUAUAUGUGUCUUAGGCUUAGUGGGUAACAUCUUUGUAGUAAUGACCUUUGCUUUAUAUAAAAAACCCAAGUCUAUGACAGAUAUAUACCUCUUCAACAUGGCCAUAGCAGACAUAUUGUUUGUUCUCACUCUUCCAUUCUGGGCAGUGAAUUAUGCUGCUGAAAAAUGGAUCUUUGGUGACUUCAUAUGCAAAAUUACCAGAGGUAUUUAUGCAAUCAACUUCAAUUGUGGUAUGCUACUCUUGGCCUUUAUCAGUAUGGACCGAUACAUUGCUAUUGUACAGGCAACAAAGUCAUUUAAACUUCGGGCUAGAACGCUAGCAUACAGUAGACUGAUCUGUUUGACUGUAUGGAUAUCGUCAAUUUUAAUUUCCACUUCCACUUUCAUAUUCAGUCAAAGCUACAGCCACUCCGUCAAUGAAACAGAAGAGAUUUGUGAACACAGAUCCAAUACAGAGACAAAAGGCACUACUUUGAAAUUAUUGCUGCUGGGUAUGCAACUUCUAUUUGGAUUUUUUAUCCCUCUGCUGUUUAUGGUAUUUUGCUAUGCAUUCAUUGUCAAAACCUUGGUGAAAGCUCAGAAUUCCAAAAGAAACAAAGCAAUAUGUCUGAUUGUAUUAAUUGUGAUUGUUUUCCUGGUUUGCCAGGUACCAUAUAACAUGGUUCUUCUUGUGACUGCCAAAAAUAUGGGUAAAUUGAAUAAACUGUGUGAUAGUGAAAAGCAAAUAGCCUUUGCAAAGUACAUUACAGAAGUCCUGGCCUUCUUCCAUUGUUGUUUGAACCCAGUGCUCUACGCUUUUAUUGGGGUGAAAUUUAGAAGUUACUUUGUGAAUAUAAUGAAGGACCUUUGGUGCCUGAGAUACAAGAAAUACAAGACCAAGAGUUCAAGGAUAAGUUCUGAUACCUAUCACUCAAGGCAGACAAGUGAAAUUAUGAGUGACAAUGUGUCAUCCUUUACUAUGUAAUAUAAUUGCAACAUUAUUACGGAGGAGCUUUGAUUAUAUUCAUUCAACAAUCCAAACCAAUCUCAUUAUUCAUGUCACAGCUAGUGAUUUUGACUUUCCGACACCCUAAAUAGUAAUUUCUAUGAUCUACAGCUCCCUCCCUCAAAACAAUUAACAUAACAGAAGAAUGACACAACUAUGGAAAACUCGUAUUAAUCACUGUCUAGCUAAUGUUUAUGCUGUUUUCAAAUACAGGCACUUAGAAUUCUCCAGAAAGCUAAAUUUAUCAAGCAACUGCCUUCAUUCUAAUGAAAAAUUGCAAGUUUGAUUUGAACAUUGCCUUGGUAUUUUGGUUUUAAAACAGGGCUCCAGUCAGCUAUCUCAUAUCAUAACAAUUUUAAUAGAAUUCAGGUUGUAGAUUCCUCUAAAACUAACCAUUUUGUAAAUUUGUCCUUGAGAAAGGCCAAAGCACCACUCUGAAUAUUUUUCUAUUUGCUUUAUUAAAUGAAAUUUUAAACUCACAGGAGUGAUUUCUGUUUUUCAUUGAAGAUGGCCUAACAGGGCAGUAUUUGGCUCACUUGAUACUUGGAUAUUUUAUUUUAUUGGACAAACAGUGACAUGGAGAAAAAUCCUGAAGUCUUUUCUCAGUACUUAUUAGUCAUUAAAAUUUCUGUUGGACUCAGUUGUGCUACCUGCUAAACUGAUGCAAAUCUGGAGUAACACCACAGACUUCACAAAUUGAUAUGCUUGAGAGCAGAAUUUGGCGCAUUGACUGCAGUAUAAAGUCUGCCAGAGUUAAUACUGAGUAAGGACUUUAGUAUUUGACCAGUUACGAAUAAACAUUGAAUACUUAUACAAUAAACCGUAAGAAUUAUUAGUCAGUGCUGGAGGCAUACAGUACAGCGUAAUCAUCAUCCAGCAUUAAACUGGGAUACAUCUGUUAUGCAAUUUAGCUUUUUUCACAUUUUAUAUUUACACAAGAUUUCAACAAUAAAGAUUCAGGAUGCUACUUAACUGACUUUUUAAAUUAUGCACAACACUCAGAAAAAUAUGUAAAUAGCACAGCUACCUUAAAACAGUUGUUACAGUUUCUUUGAUACAUCUGUUUAGUUAAUUAAAAGUUCUGUUUGCUGUGGGAGCUCAUAAAAUUGCAACAGAGGUCAGAAGAGAACCAGAGAAGAAGUCCCAUUCCUUCAUAAACGGAUUGGUAGGAGAAUAUUCUAGACAGGAGCUUGGAAUCUUUGAGGGAAUGAUUUUGGUUCUGAAGUUACUAGCAGGCAAUCAAUUUCAGUCUGAAAUGGAGGGUGGGGGGAAAAGUGUAGAAAGGAGCAAAAGCAGCUGCUUUGCUUCACUCUCUACAAGCACAGCUCCUUUGCAGAACCGCUGAAAUGCGGGGAAGUGACUAGCUAGAUUCCGAUAGAUGUCUGGGGAAUAGUUUCUGCAUGUGGACUGUUCCCUUCUCAAAUCAGUAUAAGUUUUGGCUUUGGCAGAGUAACUACCCUUGCGUGAUUUUAACUGGUUGUGGAAGGUGGAGCAGAUUGGAGCCAGCAGAGUGCCUGUCAGUGGCAGCAUGAGAGGGCCAAGAGCUGUACUGCUGGUGCUGAUGGGGUACUGUGGGAGAACACAGAUGAGUUAUGCUACAUGGGGACUGUUCUUAUUGGAGCAAUUCAUCGAUGUUUGUAAAGUAGUUUGAGAUUUUCAGAUAUAAAUGUUAAGUCUAUUUUUUUCUGAAGAACAUAAGAGUGGCCAUACUGGGUCAGAGCAAAGGUCCAUCUAGCCCAGUAUCCUGUCUUCCGACAGUAGCCAGUGCCAGGUGCCCCAGAGGGAAUGAACUGAACAGG
Molecule: messenger RNA, 3318 nt
Organism: Mauremys reevesii (Reeves's turtle)
Lineage: Eukaryota; Metazoa; Chordata; Testudines; Geoemydidae
Product: C-C chemokine receptor type 6-like
Exons: 6
Coding region: 404-1498 (364 amino acids)
Biological process (GO): positive regulation of dendritic cell chemotaxis; thymocyte migration; immune response
Cellular component (GO): membrane
Molecular function (GO): chemokine receptor activity
Source: RefSeq, a predicted model, not a curated record